AUGUAUGGAGACACUGACUACGUAGAAUUACUGACAGACAAUGAGACCAAGGUGAAAGUCUACCUUCCGAAUAGAUUCAAGCGACUUUCGGACGAAGACCUGGAAGAGAUGAGACAGUUACCAAACCUCCAAAUGGAGAAGAAGGAGGGAUACCGCAAUGGCAAGAAGUUGGCGUAUUCAGACAUCAUUUUCACUAAUGGCAAGAAAAAAUUACAUGACGAAAUUUUGGAGUGGAUACAGCAGAUUGCACCUCUGGAAAUGAGCGAAGAGAACGAACGCCAGCACGCCGCCGCCACCCACUGUAACUUUUGUAAAGAGUCGUUUGCAAAGAAACAGAAAGUGCGCGACCAUGACCAUUUUUUCUCAAAUGAAGAACACUUUGGACUUGUCGUUCGCAAGGGGGUCUUUUGCUACAGCCAUAUCACCGACUUCGAUGUCUAUGAUGAGCCUUGUUUACCACCUCGUGAGAAAUUCUUCAAUACACUCAAUGGAGUGGAAGUAAGUGAAGAAGACUACAACCAUGCGCAGAAUGUCUUCGAAAAAUUCCAAAUGACAAGUCUUGGCGAAUAUUCAGAUUUGUACCUGCUCACUGACACGCUGCUUUUAGCAGACGUGUUUCAAAACUUUCGCAAAUGGACACUUGAUGUGCACAAAAUUGAGCCCCUGCAUUUCGUAUCUCUCCCAGGGUUAAGCAUGUCCUGCGCACUAAAAAUGAGUGAGAUACAACUAGAACUCAUUCACGACCCUGAUGCGUACCUGCUAAUUGAGAAUGGCUUGCGAGGAGGUGUAACACAAUGCUCUCUUCGAAAAGCGACCGCAAAUAUUCCGGGAACAGAGCAGUUUGAUCCAACACAACCGACAAGAAUAAUUAACUACAUUGACGUUAACGGUCUGUAUGGAUCAGUAAUGCGAGAGUCGCUACCCUAUGGAGGGUUUCAGUGGUUGACAAAGGAAGAAAUUGAGAACCUAGACGUAACUCGCAUUCCACAUGAUGCAUCUAUUGGUUACUUUCUCGAAGUGGAUCUGUUGUAUGAUCCAGAAAUUCAUGAUCGUCAUAGUGAUCUUGCAGUUGCACCAGAGAAAAUGUCCUUUCCCUACGACCUAUUGUCAGACUACCAGAAACAGUUGAUGGAAAAGUUUGGGCUUCCGUCGAAAGCUAUCGAGCCAAAGCUGCUGCUAACAUUGUUCAACAAAGAGAAGUACUUUCUUCACUAUCGCAAUUUGCAGUUGUACAUGCAAUUGGGGUUGCAAGUCACAAAGGUUCACAGAGUUCUAAAAUUCAACCAGAAACCUCUUCUUCGUGACUAUGUGGAUUUCAAUCACGAACUGCGAAAAAAUGCCACUAAUACAUUCGAACGUCAGAAGAGUAAGUAUAUGAUAAAUGCUGUUUUCGGGAGAUUUUGUAUGCAAGUGAGGAAAUUUGUAGACUGUCGCCUCACAGUGACGGACGAACAAGUUUUAAAACUCUUGCGUAAGCCAAACCUCAAACAGUUUCGAGCAUUAAGUGCUCAUGUAAUCCUGUUUCAGUUCUCCCAGGCAGUGCUUCAGAUGAAACAACCACUAUACUUGGGUUUCACAAUACUGGAACUCUCAAAGCUUAAGAUGUUUGACUUCUAUCACAAUCAUCUGAUGCGAGUAGCUCCCGAUACUAGACUGUUGUACAUGGACACAGAUUCCUAUAUAAUAUUGCUGAGCGAUGAAAAGUCACUGCUUGAACUAGCUGACGAUCACUUGGACAACUCAGCCUAUGAGCAAGACAAUCCUUUGUAUUCGACGAAAAACAAAAUGGUACUGGGCAAGUUUAAGAAUGAGAUGCCUCGUGAUCAUAUACUUGGUUUUUGUUGCUUAAAACCCAAGCUAUAUGCACUAGAUCUCUGUAGCAAGAAACAGUACAACCGUGCCAAAGGUGUAAAGCUGUGUGAAGCACGAAAACUUCACUUUUCCACGUACACAGAUGCUCUUGAACAUGGCACAAUACACAGGGUUAAACAGAACCUCAUCGUGCAGAAGGACAACGUAAACAAAAGCGUGACCGUGAGAAAAAUAGCUCUCAACCCUCUGGACACAAAGCGAUAUAUUUGCUCGGAUGGAGUAGAGACAUUACCUUUUGGUAUGACAGUGUUGUGA
Ornithodoros turicata is the source of this 2127-nucleotide messenger RNA. RefSeq lists its product as uncharacterized. Gene Ontology annotation, biological process: DNA replication. The transcript is spliced from 3 exons. The record is from RefSeq and is a predicted model, not a curated record. NCBI's taxonomy places the organism in Eukaryota, Metazoa, Arthropoda, Arachnida, Ixodida, Argasidae. Bases 1 to 2127 code for a protein of 708 amino acids. Gene Ontology annotation, molecular function: DNA-directed DNA polymerase activity; DNA binding; nucleotide binding.